AUGGUCGUCAACAACCUGCUGCUGGCUCUUGUGUGUUGUGCUCUUGGGUCGUCGCAAGUAGCACACCUGUCUUUGCACAAAACAAAGCAGCCACCCACUUUACCAGCGCCCGCAACAACUCCUGCUUCCACGGUCGUGACUACUGAAGCACCUUCUGCUAACGCCACAAUUACGGAAGAUUAUCAACUGACAAGAAAACCGCAGAUAGGCACGUGGACGGCAGGUGGCCAGAAGUCUUCCCUUGUGUCCACUUUCGGUCAGAAGACGCCUAAGGGCAGUGGAAGCAACUCAAGCGAGCCUCUGAGAAGCCCCUGGAGUGGCACCGGCGAGAGUUUUUGGCAAGUAUCUGGCUCCGGUCAGAGCGGCUCGGGCUGGUCAAGUUCAGCCAACGACACGGCUGGAAGCGGAUCUGGCUGGGGCUGGGGUUCCAGUGGCAAUGGUAGUCUCAAUGACUUAAAGGCUUGGGGUCAAGCAUCAGGAUUCGGACAGGGGAAUAAAUGGGGUGCUUUGGUGGUGGUCAAGGUUCUGGCUGGGGCAGCGGACAAGGCCAAGGCUCCGGACAAGGUGGUGGCCAGGGCAGUGGUCAAGGCGGAGGCUGGAGCGGUAGCAAAGGCUCUGGUCAAGGCUCUGCACAAGGCUGGGGCGGAGGUUGGGGCGGCGGCCAAGGCUCCGGCGAAGGUUCUGGACAAGGCGGAGGUUGGGGCGGCGGCCAAGGCUCAGGCCAAGGUUCUGGACAAGGCGGAGGUUGGGGCGGCGGCCAAGGCUCAGGCCAAGGUUCUGGACAAGGCGGAGGUUGGGGUGGCGGCCAAGGCUCCGGCCAAGGUUCUGGGCAAGGCGGAGGUUGGGGCGGCGGCCAAGGCUCCGGCCAAGGUUCUGGACAAGGCGGAGGUUGGGGCGGCGGCCAGGGCUCCGGCCAAGGUUUUGGACAAGGCGGAGGUUGGGGCGGCGGCCAGGGCUCCGGCCAAGGUUCUGGACAAGGCGGAGGUUGGGGCGGCGGCCAAGGCGGAGGUCAAGGUUCUGGACAAGGCGGAGGUUGGGGCGGCGGUCAAGGCUCCGGUCAAGGUUCUGGACAAGGCGGGGGCUGGGGUGGCGGCCAAGGCUCCGGCCAAGGUUCUGGACAAGGCUGGGGCGGCGGCCAAGGCUCCGGCCAAGGCUCCGGUCAAGGUGGAGGCUGGAGUGGAGGCCAAGGCCCUGGCCAAGGUUCCGGUCAAGGUGGAGGCUGGAGUGGAGGCCAAGGCUCUGGCCAAGGUUCCGGUCAAGGUGGAGGCUGGAGUGGAGGCCAAGGCUCUGGGCAAGGUUCCGGUCAAGGCGGAGGCUGGAGUGGAGGUGAAGGCUCUGGACAAGGCGGGGGCUGGGGCGGCGGCAAAGGCUCCGGUCAAGGCUCUGGACAAGGUGGGGGAUGGAGUGGUAUUCAAGGCUCUGUACAAGGCGGGGGCUGGAGUGGUAUUCAAGGCUCUGUACAAGGCGGGGGCUGGGGUGGCAUUCAAGGCUCUGGACAAGGCGGAAGCUGGGGUGGCAUUCAAGGCUCUGGACAAGGUGGAGGCUGGGGUGGCAUCCAAGGGUCCGGUCAAGGCUCUGGACAAGGCGGAGGCUGGGGUGGCAUCCAAGGCUCUGGACAAGGCGGUGGCUAGGGUGGCGGUCAAUGCUCCGGUCAAGGCUCUGGACAAGGCGGAGUCUGGGGGCAAAGAAUAG
This is a messenger RNA of Rhipicephalus microplus (southern cattle tick), 1692 nucleotides long. RefSeq names its product neurofilament heavy polypeptide-like. Lineage: Eukaryota; Metazoa; Arthropoda; Arachnida; Ixodida; Ixodidae. The record is from RefSeq and is a predicted model, not a curated record.